Messenger RNA from Symbiodinium sp. CCMP2456, 399 nucleotides. Lineage: Eukaryota; Dinophyceae; Suessiales; Symbiodiniaceae. The record is from the annotation of a GenBank genome assembly.
AUGCGUCUCUGGAUCGGACCUCUGGUGCUGGUGGUGGCCUUCUUCGAGCAAGGCAGGGCGCAAGGCGAGGAAUGUGCGAUGAUGCAGACCAAAGACUAUCUGACGCGACAGGCUGCAAAGCCUGAGCAGCAGCCAAGUCGAUCGGACGAGCUGCCUGGAGAUGACAAGACAAUCUCGAAAGCUGCUUGGGGCAAGGCCCUUGAGUCUUGGAAGAGAGCUGGAGAAGUGGACCACAUCAGACAUGGGAUGAAGCUUGAACCAGCACAGGAUGCACGGCCUGUUGCAGAAGAGGACAUGAAGUCAAAGAUCGCCGAAGUGAGACAAGCACAGGAAGAGUUCAUUCGGGCUACAGACAUGUGGAGACGUGCCGGGGAGGUGACCAAGGACGAACCGCGUUAG